GUUACCAUAGUGAUGAUGAAUCAUCGGAUGGUUAGCCGCGCGCAUUGGCCAGAUCGUGUUGCGCUUGAGAGUUUCCCAAUUCCAAUCGACGGGAUUUUACGAACGUUUAGGCCAGGAUACGGUGCUGGAAAACCGUUCAAGAAGGCACUAUUGAAGUCUUUGGGAAUUGGCUUUAGCGGGUCUACCAAAGCCGGUACUCAUUGACAAUGUCGGAAGGGUUGUCGCUGGUAGAUCCCGGCCUGCAGGAGCUUGUUGCAUUGGAUAAAGCCUACAGGUCCCCCAAGCUAGAGCACAAAUUGCAGUCCAUUUUACAAUAUACCCAUUUUUUUGUCAAAUACCCAUCCCCUGACCUGGUCACUUCUGGUUUUCUCAAAUUGGCCGAGUACUGGCGCACAAGCAAUAAUAUCGUGCGACAGUCAAUUUUCAAGGUCUUCAAACAUAGCCAAUAUGCCUUGACGAAGAUCACUAGCGUAGAUGACAUGCUGCGAAGGAUAUUUGUUGUUUUGACGAGCAAUGACCCCAUUGCUCGUGCGCUCACUCUCAGGCUGCUCGCAUAUAUGUCUGCUAUUGUUCAAGAACGGAUUGAAGUUCAUCAUCGUGUUCGACUUCUCUUGGACUCCAAUGAUCCUUUAGAAUUGGAGGCGGCUAUUUUCGCGACCGAUAGGAUUGCUUCAAAGUCCAGGACCUUUGCUGCCAACAUCAUGGAUAAACUGGAGCUUAUGGUGCUAGACCCAAUUCAGAAUACUGCAACAACUGCAAAGGUUUUCAGGAUUUUCAGGCACAUGCACCAUGAUCAGCAAUUGGCAAAUUUGGCACGACAAUCCUGUUUACGAUACCUCCGCGGCUCCAACGAUGAAGACUACAUCAUAACCAUUGCUCGCACGCUGACAGUUCUUGCCAAGCGCUGUAUAUUUCAGAUUGAUGCUCAGGUGGAACUGCUGAUUGGGUACCUGGAGCAGGACCGCCGAAUACCAUUGCAAUGGAGUGCUUUGGACUGCUUAAGGACACUCGGAAAGGCACAAGGGCAUCACUUCACACAGGAGAACUUCUUGUAUAUCAUGAAGUUUGCAUGUUCAGCGAGAUGCAGCGUCGUCCGCCAGAAGGGCUUUCAAGUGCUCAGUGUGCUCUGCGGUCACUUUGACCUUCUCCUCCGCUUGUUCCACAGUCCCGGAGGCGGGAACACGAUAUCCCAGCAGGUGUCCCUGUCGGACAUUGAGUCUAUCAUGUCACAGGGAGAUGCGAGCUCUGUCUAUGCGGCUAGGACAUUAUGCAAGAUGUACACAUUCGCGCAAACUCAUCUCUCAGUGAAUGGAAUUGAAAUUGGUUUCAUCUCAGAUGUCGAUCAUGCGACUGUCCGUCAGCUUCUCAACAAACUAGCUUCCAUGUCGACGAAUGUCUCCGCGUCAGAAUUCAGAUAUACCGCGGAGACGCUGGUGCAACUGUCGAGAUUACGUGACGGUCCUGAGGUAUGGAAUGCCAUGCUCUCGGCAUCACAGAAGAAUCCGCUAGUUUUAACAAAACUCUUCAACUUGAUUUUACGAAUGCUGAGCCAGCAAACCGAUUCCGAUCAUCACUCGGUUAACACUUUAAUUUCGAUGGCCAUUGUCUACCUUUCAGUGUUACCUGCUCGCACCGUUGCUGCGGCGCUGCGGGUUGCGCUACGGUGUGGGCAGAUUCCGCCUUCCCGACAGCCUGAUUUUGCUUCAACCAUUACCCCUCUUCUUAUCCGGUCGAAGGAAGGUGUCCAAGGGUACUGGCAUCUUUAUGGUAUUGGGCGAGAAGCCGUGUGUGCUGGACAUUAUGGUCUUGCCCACGAUAUAUUUAAGGAACUCGUUCUUCAGGUUACAUCCGAGUCAGUUGGUUUUUGGAUACGCAGUUUGGAACAUGUUGCCCAGGCGGGCAUAUAUAUCAAUGCACUUUUAGAAAGUGCAACUAAUAUCGAAGUUUUUCACAAGCUCGUUGACAGUCUUCGAAGCUCAUCAACGGCCAUCAAGUCACUCGCGGCAAGCCAGGGGUCCCGCGCAUUUCAGUAUGAUCUUCUGAUACUGCAUGCGACCACCCUUGAAGCAACACAGGGAGUCCUGGCAACGUUAGAAAAUCACAGCGAUGAUCGUGUAACGCAGUCGAUGAAGUGGUCAACCUUCAAAGAAACGUUCGAUACUUGCUCUAGAGGAUACAGCUGCCUGGCAGAAAGUUUUGUGGAUAUCGACGAUGCAAGCCUGGAUGUUCUUGAUUCAUGGGCGGUAUUCUGUGUAUUCAUGACAGAGCUGACAGGACAGUUUGUUGCAAGGACUGGGCUCUUCGAGGCAGGAGCACCCGAAAUAUCACCCUCGCGGCUCUACCUGAUGAUGUAUGCCCAGCCGGUGUCAAGCACAAGAACUGGAAGCCGGUUGCCACCGCAUUUAGCUGAUGUACUACGUGGAAUAGAGGAUGAGAGCCACAUGCAAGUCAAGGACGUAGGACGAAGAAUCUCCCAAGUCUUGCGUGAGACGCUAUUAAUCCCGAGUUACUUUUUUGUCACACGACCAAGCGUCACAGUCCAGGUGACAGUAACUCCCAAUUGGAGAAACGGAGUUCGUCGCGUCAAGACUUACGAAGACUUGAUCUUAAAGCUGGAAGGGACAGUAAAAACUCCCGCGAACUGGAAGCUCAGAGGACACGGAAGAGAGAUCGUCGCCCUCGAAUAUGUCACUGAGGUAGUCCCGAUGGUUGGCACAAAGGAAAGGCUGCCAGACGCCUUUGAAACCUACCCGAAGCAACACCACUGCCCCCAAAAUGUUCUUCGGGCAAACCUUGCGAAAGGGUACUUCGCCCAACUCUGCGCGGUGUCUUUUACGGAGUGUAGGAAUCCAGAAACACGAGAAUACGUUGUCCGAAUCACUUGCAAGUUGGUUGAUCUAGUCGGUAAUGUGUGGAGGAGCGGCCCGGUGGUAGAAUUGCCUGUCAGUCUAGAAGGACCUACUAGGGAUGUUGCUGGUGGUUUCAUUUAGGCACUCAGAGGAUCAACUGGGCUGUCUAAAUUGAGGAGUACGAAGAGCAUCCUCGAAAUCACACAUUUGGACGGUAGGCUUCAAGGAGUUAGGUCUUAUAAAGAGCGCCACUGCAGAGUCAAAAACCCACCUGCCCGUCCAAUGUCGUCCGAUUUAGAGCAGCUAAUCCAGCUCGUCGAACUAACUCCUUGAGGUCAGCACCCGUCUUUCCUCGGGUGCGCGCCGCAAUCCCGGACCAAUCCAAGUCUUUUUCGAAAGGGAUCUUCGAAGCCAGUGUCUGCAGAAUGUCGACACGUUCAGAAGCCGAUGGGGGACGGACAGCUAUGAGACGAUCGAUCCGGCCUUGACAGUCGGUAACGUGAGAUCUCAGGAACAACGUGUGUCAAUGACCUCUAUGUAUACUCAACAUACCUGGCCGAAGGAGGGCGGGGUCCAGAGAAUUUGGGUGAUUGGUGGCGCCAAGGAGCACAAUACGGGAACUUUGCCAGUCCAGAGCAUCUACCUCCACAACAAGCUGUGAAAAUAAUUUCUUUCCGACCUGGCCCAUUUGAUCGUGGCGUGAAAACAAUGCUUCGAGCUCAUCCAUGAAAAUGAUACAAGGACUGCAUCGCCGAGCUGUUUCAAAUGUUCUUGCUAUUGCCUUUUCGGAUUCCCCAACCUAGAAAGUAUGUAUUAGCUCUGGAAGUUAAGGUCGGUGCCAUAGCUACAUCAACCUACUUCACCCUUGAUUAUUUCGGAAAUGGAUAUGGGAAGGAAGUUCGCUCCGGAUUCGAACGCAACCGCUUUAGCUAGAAGGGUUUUCCCAGUCCCUGGUGGUCCGUAUCUGUUACGAAAUCGUCAGAGAGGGGCAUCCGUACAAUGACCGUACAAUUACUGCAUGGAAACAUACAGCAAGACGCCUUUCGAAGGUUGUAUUCCCAGUCUGGCAAACGCCGCAGUGUUUUGGUAAAACCACACCACACUUUCUUGGAGUAGCCGCUGUUGGAAUCGUCGCGUUAGGCAAUUCUUUAUUCCAUAUAUGACAACAGUCAAACUCAC
This is a messenger RNA of Spizellomyces punctatus DAOM BR117, 4028 nucleotides long. RefSeq lists its product as uncharacterized. The coding region runs from base 207 to 2990 and encodes 927 amino acids. NCBI's taxonomy places the organism in Eukaryota, Fungi, Chytridiomycota, Chytridiomycetes, Spizellomycetales, Spizellomycetaceae. Gene Ontology annotation, cellular component: integrator complex. Gene Ontology annotation, biological process: snRNA 3'-end processing. The transcript has 20 exons. The record is from RefSeq and is a predicted model, not a curated record.